AUCCAACUUUGUUUUACAUUUCCCCUCUAUCCAGUAAAGAUGUUUGAUAUUGCUCAACAGCCAGCUCAAACCCCCCAAGUUCAAAUCGAGCCGCCAAGUAUUUUACAAAGCUAUAACCCAACUCUCUUAAAACGAGCCACCUUUGAUGACACUUGUACAAGUGACCAGAAAGCUGCUAUAGGUUUAGCAGCUACCAACUGCGCUACCCUUGCUCAAUACGGAUCCGAGGCUGCGAAAUAUGACAAAGAAAAAGUACUUUUAUAUUUUAAAACCAGCAAUCCUAGGAGUAUACGUACUAUUGUCAACACCUUCGACAAAGCCUACUAUGAAUGCAGCAUUUACGGCGGCGAGGGUACUAUAACCUGUCGUGAUGAUUGGAGGGCUUGCUCAGCAGGAACUAUGGCUCAUACAAUCCAAAGCAAGAAAAAAAUUACGAUGUGCCCGUUGUUCUUUACUUUGUCAGCCACUGCCUCAUACUACGGGGAAAGAUCGCAGGCCAAUGUCCUGCUACACGAGGUUACACACCUAAGAAACGUAAAAGGAACCGACGAUUAUUCAAGCUGGGGACAUGCGGACGUACUGGAACUUUCAGAGAGCCAAAACCUGAACCACGCGGAUACUUACACCUUCUUUGCCGAAUCUGCCAGACUGAGAGGUUAAAAUGACAAUGUUGGUAAAGGUAAAUAGGUAGUUGCGUACAUGGAAUUAUGGAUGGCGAGAUUAUCAACCAGGAGCGGACACACGGGCGUGGGAGCGAGAAAGAGACUCUGAACUUUUGCCUCGUAUAUAAAAUGGAAUGAAGCCUCUUACAAAGCCAGGACGUGUUUACGGCAAAACUAGGUAGCUACGGUGCCGGUCUAAUGAUCAUAUCACGACCGGCUGCAGUGUUACUGGCAUUUGAAUUCGUGGCUGAGUUGUUGGUAACCAUCCCAUCGUGCAGUCACUCUUUCAUUCGUACUAAAUAGAUAAUUUGCGCCCAGUCUCAUUUAACCAGCUGAGAUCGCCUUGUAAGUGCUAGG
This is a messenger RNA of Pyricularia oryzae 70-15, 1019 nucleotides long. RefSeq lists its product as uncharacterized. The coding region runs from base 40 to 660 and encodes 206 amino acids. Gene Ontology annotation, molecular function: metalloendopeptidase activity. NCBI's taxonomy places the organism in Eukaryota, Fungi, Ascomycota, Sordariomycetes, Magnaporthales, Pyriculariaceae. The record is from RefSeq and is a predicted model, not a curated record. Gene Ontology annotation, biological process: proteolysis. The transcript has 4 exons.